Acytostelium subglobosum LB1 is the source of this 1344-nucleotide messenger RNA. RefSeq lists its product as hypothetical. Bases 1 to 1344 code for a protein of 447 amino acids. Gene Ontology annotation, cellular component: cortical actin cytoskeleton; cell projection; plasma membrane. Lineage: Eukaryota; Evosea; Eumycetozoa; Acytosteliales; Acytosteliaceae. Gene Ontology annotation, biological process: actin cytoskeleton organization. The transcript is spliced from 2 exons. Gene Ontology annotation, molecular function: actin filament binding. The record is from RefSeq and is a predicted model, not a curated record.
AUGUCUGAUAGAGAAUGGGAAAGAGUACAGGAGAUGGCCUUCACAUCAUGGGUCAAUUCAGUAUUGGAUAAACGUGGAAAUGUUCAAAAGAUUAAGGAUGUAUCAGUUGACCUGAGUAAUGGAGUGAGGUUAAUCUAUUUCCUUGAGAGUGUCUCUGGAAAGAGAUUCCCAAAGAAGUUUGACCUCGACCCCAAGACUAGAAUCCUCUGUGUCCAAAACCUCCAUCUUGCCAUGCUCUUUGUCGAUCAUGACCUUGGUGUCAAGAUACAUGGUGUCGCUGCCGAGGAGUUUGUUGACAAUAACAAGAAGAUGAUUCUUGGAUUCCUCUGGACAUUGUACAGGAAGUACCGUAUCCAGGUGAUUAGUGAGGGUGACAAGAGUUCCGAGGAAGGUUUGUUGGCUUGGGUGAAGAAGACAACGGAUGGAUACGCCGGUGUCAACAUCACAAACUUCAAAGCAAGCUUCAAAGAUGGUUGCGCAUACCUUGCCCUCACGCACAAGUACGAUCCAUCGCUGUUCCAAUACCAGGACUACCAGGGCAAGGACCAGAUCGAGCGUUUGAACGCCGCCUUUGACUUUGCCGAGAAACACUUGGGCAUCCCCCGUCUUCUCGAAGCCGAAGCCCUGUCCAAGGGCCAGUGUGACGAGCGCUCCAUCGUCCUGUACACCUCGCUCUUCUUCCACGCGUUCCGCGCCAAGGAGGAGCGCGACGCCGCCGCCGCCAACCAGAACGCCCUCGCCAACAAGCUCGCCGCACUCGAGAAGUCACUGGCUGGCGAGAAGAUGUCCCACGAGGAGCUCAUGCGACAGAAGAAGGAGCUUGAGGACGCGCUCAAUCAGAUCCGCAGGAAGAAUGAUGAGCGCAACCAACGCAUCGCCGACGUGCAGUCCAAGAUCGACGACACACUGCGCUGCAUCGACGAUGAGCGCAUGGCCAAGAUCGACCUGGAGGCGCGCAUCAGUCGCACGGAGAAGGAGAAGGCCAUCCUUGAGCUCAAGCUGGCCGAGACGCUGGACGAGAACGAGCAUCUGCGCAACAAGUUGGCCGAGGACAAGAAGCGUGCCGAGGCCGAGCAGGCGGGUCUGGCACUGCUGCGCUCACACAUUGGAUUCGAGAUCACAGAUAUUGCCAAGUGGCAAUCGUUCAUGGACGAGCCCGAUGUCGUGCCCUACACCAAGGCGGCUGUCAACCUCAAUCCUGAGCUGCAGUCCCUAUCCUACGUGGAGCAGGCCAAGCGACUUGGAUCGCGUGUGGACUCUGAGAACAAAGGUCUCGAGCAAUAUCUCAAGAAGAAGGAGGAUGAUCUCAAGAAUGCCAAUGCUCCAAAGAAGCGUGUCAAGUGA